Molecule: messenger RNA, 747 nt
Organism: Penicillium digitatum Pd1
Lineage: Eukaryota; Fungi; Ascomycota; Eurotiomycetes; Eurotiales; Aspergillaceae
Biological process (GO): vacuolar proton-transporting V-type ATPase complex assembly
Cellular component (GO): Vma12-Vma22 assembly complex
Source: RefSeq, a predicted model, not a curated record
AUGACUCAAAUACCCACGCCACCAGCAUCGCGACCGGGCUCAGAGACACCUGAAGUGAAGGUGAAACCGGAAGCUUUAGAUUCGGUCCAAUGUUUGGAUGCACUUCUUGAGAAAUACUUGCACCUGCUUGAUCGGCAGCAGAAACUACAUGCAAACCUGGCAGAACAGCUGUCGUCGGGGUUUUUCUCUCUCGCCCAGGCCAAUUUCUCCAGUCCUCCUGGCCGUCGUUAUGGUCCUGAUUAUUAUGAUGGACGCAUGAAAGCAAUGAGGAAGAUAUCAAUCCAAUUCGAACGAAACACGGAGGAAUCCACAAACGAUCCGCAAGAAAAAGAGGAUAUCACUGCUCUACCUGGCUCUGAAUUCACAUUCUCCAUCAAUACCAUACCCACUUAUCGACCAGAGAAAGCUGAUGAGAACAAUGAAACCAAGGCUUCUUCUCCGGUCCUAGGUGGACAUGUUGAGGCCUCCGGGGAAACUAGCCCGGCCGAGACGGCUAGCUCGAAGCCUUCAGAUGAAGCAGAACCCGAAACCAUCCUUGUCGAAAAAUCAAAGCCCGUCUCCAAAAAGUUCCGCUCUGCCGAUCCAAUUCACUGGUAUGGAAUAUUGGUCCCCCAGUCGCUACGUAGGGCGCAAGAUUCCUUCGCAAAUGCGAUAGAAAAUCAGGUGCCGGAUUUGGCUAGUACAACAGUCGAAAUGCGAGCCCUAGAACAGAAGAUUAGCCGCGCACGGGCUCAGCUGGGAAAUUGA